Messenger RNA from Trachymyrmex cornetzi, 3610 nucleotides. RefSeq names its product WD repeat-containing protein 20. NCBI's taxonomy places the organism in Eukaryota, Metazoa, Arthropoda, Insecta, Hymenoptera, Formicidae. The record is from RefSeq and is a predicted model, not a curated record. The transcript is spliced from 3 exons. Gene Ontology annotation, molecular function: protein binding. The coding region runs from base 262 to 2292 and encodes 676 amino acids.
AGCCACUCAGCCGUCUCAGCCACACGCGAGCGACGGCGAGGGAGUCGGGGAGUCGGGCGAUCGUACGACGGCGACGCACGCACCACGUACGGACGGUCGGUCGGCCGGACGUUCUGUCGGUUCUGUCGAUCGGUGGUCAACACGUCGGUGUGACGACGACGACGGGCCAGUAACGAGGGCGGCCUACGAGCUAUAUUUCCCUGCGUGUCUGAUGAGCUCCUCCGUUGCGCCGCUGCUGCUGCUGCUGCUGCUGGUGGUAAGAUGGCUGUGCAGCUGGACGGUGGAGGGAAGGAGGACCUGAAAACACAAUUCGUCACGCGGGAGGGCACCUACAAGCUGAUGACCCUGUCGGAGUACUCGAGACCGAACCGAGUCGGCUACACCAACAGCCAGGGCAGCGCGUCCGUCAGGGUGUCCUUCGUCACGCUGCCGGACCCAGCAGACCCCACGGGCGCACAGGGCCUCGGUGACCGAAUGUGCUUCAAUUUCGGCAAGGAGCUCUACGUCUACGUCUAUCGCGGUGUCAAGAAGGCUGUAGACUUGAACAAACCAGUGGACAAAAAGUUGUACAAGGGAACGAAUCCGACCUGCCACAAUUUUAAUCAAACAACAGCAACGGCCGAUAGUGCUCCAUUGCUGGUAGGAUUUUCCACAGGGCAGAUACAGCUGAUCGAUCCGAUAAAGAAGGACAGUUCUCAACUCAGCAAAUUGUACAAUGAAGACAGGUUGAUAGACAAGAGCAAGGUGACAUGUAUAAAGUGGGUUCCCAGCUCAAACAACCUAUUUCUGGUCUCUCAUAGCUCCGGUCAGCUGUACCUCUAUAACGAAGAGCUGCUUUGCGGCACCACUGCGCCGCACUAUCAGUCAUUCAAGUCGGGUGACGGAUACGCCAUAUAUACCUGCAAAACCAAAUCCACCAGAAACCCGCUGUACCGGUGGGUGAUAGGCGCGGAAGGAUGUUGUAUAAAUGAAUUCGCCUUCAGCCCAUGUGGCACGAACUUAGCCGUGGUAUCACAGGAUGGGUUUCUGCGUGUUUUUCAAUACAACACCAUGGAACUGGUUGGCUCGGCAAGGAGCUACUUUGGUGGCUUUUUGUGCGUGUGUUGGUCGCCGGACGGACGUUACGUGGUGGUCGGCGGCGAGGACGAUCUGGUGACUAUUUGGAGCUUCCACGAGAAGCGGGUGGUGGCGCGGGGGCAAGGUCAUCAUAGUUGGGUGAGCGUGGUUGCCUUUGAUCCAUACACGACGUCCUACGGUGAUCACGAUCCCGACUUUAGCGGUUCGGAUGACGAAACGACGAUGUCGCACAACAAUCAUAAUCACUUCCACGAGAAGUCGCACCGUCUAUCCACGACCUCGCAGAGCGGUGGUGUUCACUCGAAUCGCAAUUCCUGUAGUUCUGAAUUGAGAAUGUCGGGCGGUACGUGCUACAGGUUAGGCAGUGUAUCGCAGGACACCCAACUGUGCCUAUGGGACAUUACGGAGGAUGUACUGAGGCAACCGGUGUGUGCCAAGCAAAGACCCUCUGCGGCGUGCAGCACCAGUGGCGGUACCUUGUCGUCCUCGGGUACGUUUAAUAGUGGCAAUGGAGCGGCGACAACGGUGAAUCACCAUUCGAAUUCGAAUGCUAAACAUAAUAAUUCAAAUAAUGUAAACUUCAAGGAGAACGCGAGUGGUAAUAAUGAGACUAGUAACAAUAGCAGUAGCACGAAUGCCGCGGUGGCAACCGUUAAUUCGCUGACGCAGAGGCUAGCGGGUCUUGGCUUCGGCGAGCGUAAGGGUGAUAAUCACAAGAGAAACUUUAGCCUCACUAUGCGAGGUAGCGGCACAGGUGCAACGGCGACGACGGCCAACAACAGCACGACGACAGUUGUGCAAAAUAACGGUGGCGAUAAGGCGAGCACCGGCAAUUCGACGAGUACGACGAGUAGUAGUCUGAAUAACAGUGUCGGUGGGAGUUUAGUAGGUGGGACGGGAAGUAAAAAGGUUAGUUCCGUGAUGGACGAUCCCAUGAGGUUGAUAGGGACCGCCUGGUGUCCCAGGUUCGACGAGUGUCCGGUCCUCGAGCCGCUGGUGUGCAAGAAGCUGGCGCACGAGAGACUGACUGAAUUAGUAUUUAGGGAAGAUUGCUUCGUGACGGCGUGUCAGGAUGGAUACGUGUACACGUGGGCGAGGCCCGGCCACAUGGUAGGUCCUCUCACGAUAAGCAGCACCCUGCACAGGCCAUCACACCAUCAUAGCAACAACCCUUACACUAGUAAUAUCAAUUCCAUGCGAUGUAACGACCUCUGAUGUAACCCGUUAUUUCCAAAUCGUUAUUUAGCGAGUCCGUCGAGUAGAGUCUGUUGGUCGGAUGAUCCGAGAAUUCUGUACAUAUAUACGUAGAGUUAGAAUUUAGAAUGAUGUUAUCGUGACAAAAGCACAGGAAAAUCUUGUAAUGCUUUUGGAUAGUCUUCCUUUACCUUCGUGGUGACGGAAGGACAUCUUUGAGACAAAUGAUUAUUUUGGUUUGGAAGUAUUAGAACAAGAUACACUGACGAAUUCGGUAUUAUCUUGCCGGGUGUUUGAUAUGACGAUCGCGUCGCUGUUAUUUAAGUUUUAUAUAUUACAAUCAGUAUAUUUAAUCUUAAAGAGUCCCUAUUCACAUUUAAAUCUACGACCUUAGGGUAUAUAAUUGCGUUUGAAUUCUGUUAGUAUUGGGAGGUGCCAUCAUAGAGAAAUGCAUUGAGGACUUUUUUUAAAUAUUUUUCUCUAAGUUUGUAUUGUGUAUAUAAUUACAGAAGUACAUAGACGGACGAUACUAUGAGUGAACAAGUAAUUAAAAAUAUAUAUGUUUUUUCGGAAAAUUUUGAAUCACAGAACUUUUUUUUAUGUUAGAUAUUUUUUUUAUCUGUCUACGUAUUACGAACAUUUUUCGGAUAAUCUUUCCGGGAUAUUUCCUAGACUAGAUCAGAUAAAUUACAACAUUUUUUAAUACAGUUUAUUACUCGAAAUGCAUGAACAUAGAUAUUUCAAAUUAAGUAGUGUAGAGCGCGCACAUACAUUGUGAUAUCUGUUUUUUUUUUUCAGAUGCAUUAAUAUAGUUUUAAUUAAUAUUAUUUUUUUGCGGGAAACGGAGGAGCUUUAACUUAUCUUCUAUUUAGAUGUUAUCAAUUCUAUAAUAUUUGAUUAGUGCAUGCGCUGCAAAUAAAAAAAAAACUACUCACAGUAUGUGCUUAAAGUUCAUUCAUAGUAUAGGCUGUCGUUGAUAUCUGUGCCUAAUGAUGGUCUGGUCAAGAUAUAUUCUCGCGAUGAAUAUUGCAGAAUUACGCGAGCUAUAGGAUAGAGAUCGACUACCGAUAUAUUUAUGUUUUUGGUUUGCAUCCUCGAGAGCAAUGUUGUUUGAACCCUAUGAGGUCUCGUGACAGGGCAGGCCCCUUUAUUGAAGAAAACCUUCUUUCUAUCUUCUGUAAAGUGUUAUCUAGCUUUAACCGAUCAUUAAAUAGAGAAGUCAACGAAAAAUAAUUAUUUAGCCAAACUGUCGUCUCUCAAACUUACGAUACGAGAUGCGAGAAACACUUAAUCCUUUGUUGAAAACGAUGAAUUUUGCCUUGUUGUACAAUAAAGCAAA